UUGGAGAAAAGCAGCAUGCUCAUUCAAUAAAAUUAAUGCGUAGCUUAAAAAUGGCCUCGUUCGAGUGAGAUUAGCCGACUGUUAAGACUUUAAAGACUGCCUGUGGCUUCCCGUAAGUAUGUAUGCAGCCGUUUAAAACGCGGGAAAUUUAAAAGUAUCGUUUUAUAGUUGAAACUAAUUGGGGAUUGAUGUAAGAGACCUCAAGGAUACCUGGGAUUGUCAUAUGUAUACCGUUGUUUUAUUCACCGAUGUUUUUGAGAGCUUCAUAUUCUAUGAGUCGUUUGUUUCUUGUGGAUUCUUAUGUUUGGCUCCAUCCAUGCAUAGCUUUAUUUAUACGUAUACUGUCUGAAAUCUUUAUUCAGCAUCUCAACCUUAACAAAAAGAAAAAAUGGAAUUUGCCUUCACUUAUAAUUAUAAUUCACUGCUUGUUUCAGCUAUUUUCUCAAUUCCGGUUCUGCUCUACUUUGUAGCUCACAUUCACAAGCUGUUCAAGUUCAGAACAUCAGACGCACUAGUCCAGCAACCACCCGGCAGCACUGGAUGGCCCAUCAUUGGAGAAACAUUAGAAUAUCUAUCCACAGCGAAAAACGGGGUUCCUGAAAAAUUCAUCAACGAUCGAAGGAAGAAAUACUCUCGGAACCUCUUUAAAACCUCUAUGCUCGGCCAACCUACUGUGUUUUUGUGCACUGCCGAGGGCAACAAAUUUAUAUUCUCCAAUGAGAAUAAGCUUGUCAUCCCUUGGUGGCCUAGCUCUGUCGAUAAAUUCUUUGACACUCAAAACGUAUCCAAAGCCGAGGAGUCUAUGAAAAUGCGCAAAUUUGUCACCCCUGUUCUGAAACCGGACACUCUCCGCAGCUACGUCUCCGUUGUUGAUGCUAAAACGAAACAGCUUCUUCAGGCUCGUUGGGAUGGCAAACGAGAAGUUGAGGUUCACCCUUUUGCUAAAGAUCUCACGUUUAUAUUAGCUUGUCGAUUGCUUUUAGGUAUUGAUGAUGAGAAGGCCAUUUCUGAGCUUCAAAAGCCAUUUGGUCCCUUCUCAACAGGGCUUCUAUCGCUUCCUAUUGAUCUCCCUGGGACUAAUUUUAGGCGUGCCGUUAAAGCUGCAAAGCAGCUUCGCGGCGAGUUUGAAGUUAUGAUCAAGCAGUGGAAGAGUGACAUAUCACAAUCACACGGCAUGUUGUCUCAGCAUUUAGUAGAGGAGGGUCAAUCGGGAAGCGACGCCGAAAUGGCAAUAAGGAUUUUAGCUUUGAUAAGCGCCUCGUACGAUAAUGUAAGCACUGCAAUGACCUUUGUGGUCAAGUAUCUAGCCGAGCUGCCUGAUGUCUACGAUGCUGUCUUAAAAGAGCAAUUAGAGAUUGUAAGAGCAAAAGAAGCAGACGAGCCUUUGAAUUGGGAUGACAUACAGAAGAUGAAAUAUUCAUGGAAUGUGGCAAGUGAAGUACUUAGAAUCCAUCCACCGGCUAAUGGAGCUUUUAGAGAGGUCAUCGCAGACUUCAAAUAUUCUGGCUGCCUGAUUCCCAAAGGCUGGAAGCUGCAUUGGAAUGCAUAUGCAACGCAUAGAAGUGCAGAAUACUUUCGAGAGCCGGAGAAGUUUGAUCCAUCAAGGUUCGAAGGAAAGGCGAUAGUGCCUUAUUCUUAUGUUCCGUUCGGAGGAGGAGCUCAUAUGUGUCCUGGCAAAGAGUAUGCCAGAAUUGCAAUACUUGUGCUGAUGCAUAAUGUGGUUACCAAGUUCAGAUUGGAGAAGGUGUUUGCUGAUGAGAAAGUGAUUGGACUUCCCGUUUUACGGCCAGCCAAAGGCCUUCCGGUUCGCCUUUAUCCUCUACAACUUUAACACUUCAUCUGUAAUUUAGUUUCUCCAUUCAUUAAUGAUUAAGCAGCAUCUAUGUAUCCACUAAUUAAUGAAGGCCAAAUCCAUCUUAAGGUUUUUGUACAUUUAAA
This is a messenger RNA of Mercurialis annua (annual mercury), 1938 nucleotides long. Its product is annotated as beta-amyrin 28-monooxygenase-like. The transcript is spliced from 3 exons. Bases 389 to 1831 code for a protein of 480 amino acids. NCBI's taxonomy places the organism in Eukaryota, Viridiplantae, Streptophyta, Magnoliopsida, Malpighiales, Euphorbiaceae. Gene Ontology annotation, molecular function: monooxygenase activity; oxidoreductase activity, acting on paired donors, with incorporation or reduction of molecular oxygen; heme binding. The record is from RefSeq and is a predicted model, not a curated record. Gene Ontology annotation, biological process: sterol metabolic process.